This is a messenger RNA of Pyricularia oryzae 70-15, 936 nucleotides long. RefSeq lists its product as uncharacterized. The record is from RefSeq and is a predicted model, not a curated record. NCBI's taxonomy places the organism in Eukaryota, Fungi, Ascomycota, Sordariomycetes, Magnaporthales, Pyriculariaceae. The transcript is spliced from 2 exons. Bases 1 to 936 code for a protein of 311 amino acids.
AUGUCUCGAGCAAUCAGCGUCAGGUUGCCCACGAUGCUCCUGCUAGCCCUCGCCACAGUCCUCGCCGUCAUCAUCACACCCGCCACCACAGAACCAGCCCGCUGCUGGCUCCCUGGUGGAAGGCCCAUCGAGGACGACAAGAAUCCCAUCCGGCCGUGCGAGUGGAACAAGGGGGUUAGCGGUCUCGUGGCCAGCGUCAACGGCACCUGCUGCGCACGCGGCCAGGGCUGCCUCGUCAACGGCCUUUGCGUAGAUACGGACAAGUCGGAAAUCUGGCAAGGUGGCUGCGUUAACCGCAACGGAGAUUUUUGCAUGCAGGAUUGCGAGGCAAAAUAUAACCCCCAGAGGCUUGAGAAGUGUGGCAGCGAAAGGAAGGAUUAUUAUGCAUGUCCGGGAAAGAAGGAUGACUGUGGUGAUGAGGAUGCAACGCUUUUUAAAGUCAAAGACUAUGUCAUCCUCGGCACUGUCUCGGACGAGCGCACCGUGACAACAUCGUCUACCACAGAGAGCAGCAGUAGCACCAGGAGGAGCACGUCUUCUUCAUCGGAAACCACCACCACCACCAACGAUCCCCAACCGGCAACUACAGCCUCUGGACCAGCCGAGACCGUGACCAGGACGCUGCCCCCGGACGAGUCCCAGGGACCUCUCCCCACCGACAACAGCACCAGCAGCGAGGACAACAGCCAGACCGAGGAGCCGAGGCACGACAGCGACCCGUCCGGCGUCGUCCCGCUCGCGGUGGGCGUCUCGAUCGGGGCCGUGGCGCUGGUGGCUAUCGUCCUCGGCGGCUGCUGGUGGCACCGGGAUAGGGUGCGGCGGGAACCGGCGCGGGCCGAGACCCCGCCCCAGACCACGGGUCCGAUUGCCGACUCGAGGGAUUUUAUUUACUUGCCUGAGCGGGUAGAGCGCCAUGGACGGAUGAGGGGAUUCUGA